AUGAGAGAUCCUAGAGAGGUAUUAAAUAAUGAUCUUUACGACGUGUUAACUUCAGAGGGUGAGGAGGAAAAUGAAAUCGAAGCUCAAAUAGCUGAAAUUGAACGUCAGAAAAAGGACCUACUCCAAAGAUUAAACGUUAAGAAAACCAAUCCAAAGCCACUAGAUCCAAAUUUAAGCCAUAUACAGGUCGAAAGUUCACCAAAAAAGGUUACCAAUAGUGUUUUACCGCCAACAGUUCAACAACAGGAACCUAGAGGUGAGGUUAGGAAUGAAAAUUUAAAUGAAUUGAAAGCUCAAUCCCAGGAACAAAUACCAGCCAAUACUACAUCCUUUUUCAUCGAAAAAUACUCAACCUCUAAAAGAAAACAAGAUUAUGAAGUAAGAGCUCAAGAAGAUCUGCUGAGCAAUAGAGUUCAUACAUUCCAGGGGGCAAGAAGGCAAGAUGAAUAUAAGCCCAUUCCCACUAAUGAACUAGAAGAAUUUUCUAAUCUAUGGAUUAGCAAACGGUAUAUUCCUAAAGAGGAACAGAGAUCAAUUUUUGCUAAUAUUAAGAUACUGAGGUUGAGUAAACUUUUCGCUAAAGUUAAACCUCCAAAAUUUAAUGAGCCACCAUAUAGCAAUUGGGCGGUUAUUGGGCUCAUCAGUAAUAAAGGUGAAGUUAAAUUCACAUCAGCAGCAUCACCUAAAAAAUAUUUUAAGUUUACUCUGACGAAUUUUCAGUAUAGUAUAGACACUUAUAUCUUUGGGAAAGAAGGUGUAGAACGGUACUAUAAUUUACGUGUGGGUGAUAUCAUUGCCAUUUUAAAUCCACAAGUUUUACCAUGGAGACCGUCGGGGACCAAGGCUCAUAUCAAAUCUUUCAAUUUACGAAUAUCCCAUAAGUUUGAAUGUAUCCUCGAGAUCGGUGCUAGUCGCGAUCUUGGAUGGUGUCCCAUGUUUAACAAAUCAAAGAAUGAAAUUUGUAGGGCUCCUAUAAACAAGGAUAAAGAGGAUUGUUGCGAGUAUCAUCGUGAACUCAAAUUCAGAAGUACUAACGCAAAGAGAGUGGAAUUAAGCGGGACUUAUGCACUGGGGGCACCAACGAGAAUUGAUGCACAACCUGCCCUUUAUCGAGGUGGAUCUUCACAGAAGAAUCUUAAUUAUAAUAUAAUAACCAAUGGAGCAGAUGGUGGGUCAAAUAAAGAAAUCAAUCCUCUGGAUAUUAACGCAAGACAUUUUUCCAAUAGAAAUGCAGCAAAAGCAUUCUUCGAUGAGAGAUUUCAAAAUCCAGAGACUCUAAGAAACUUGGAAAAUAAGAGAAGAAAGUUACGGGAUAAUCGUAAGUCAAACAUUCUGAAUCGUGAAUUGAAGAAAAAUUCUGAACUUGACAUAAAACACAAGAGUGCCGAAGAGAUUGAUGAAAUAAAACGUACAACUGAAUCUACAAUGGGUAGCGGUAUGAUGAAAAAUCUUGGUUUUGAUCCGACGCAGGGGAAAAUUGCCAGUGUUUUCAAACAUCAAAGGAGUGAUUCUGAUAAGAAGCCAUUAACUGAAAAAGAUUCCAGCGUUGCAUCCCUCCUAAGUUUUAAGAAGGAUAACGUUAAAUUGAAACCUUCCAAAGAAAUAUUGAUUAAGCAAAAGAGACGGAGGGAAAGAGUUUGGAAAGAGCAUUUCGGAUCAGGCGGUGACGAAAAAGACGAUUCUGAUAGCGAUUUAGAAAUUGUCAGCUAG
Molecule: messenger RNA, 1710 nt
Organism: Zygosaccharomyces rouxii
Lineage: Eukaryota; Fungi; Ascomycota; Saccharomycetes; Saccharomycetales; Saccharomycetaceae
Gene: MCM10
Product: Mcm10p
Exons: 1
Coding region: 1-1710 (569 amino acids)
Biological process (GO): DNA replication initiation; DNA replication
Cellular component (GO): replication fork protection complex; nucleus
Molecular function (GO): single-stranded DNA binding; DNA replication origin binding
Source: RefSeq, a predicted model, not a curated record